ACGUACCGGUCGGAUCGGGGGGACACCACGGAGAGCUUCCCUCUGGAUUUCACCGCCGUGGAGGAGAACAUGGAUAACUUCAUGACGCAAGUGAAGAACCUUGCGCAGUCCCUCUACCCGUGCUCUGCGCAAAAGCUCGACUACGACAUGAAGCUGAACUUUUUGGGGAACACAUCGGUCACCUGCAACGACGGGAGUCCUGCGGGGUACUACCUGAAAGAAUCUCGAGGAAGCAGACGGUGGUUGAUAUUCUUAGAGGGCGGCUGGUACUGCUUUAACAAGGAGAACUGUGACAGCCGAUACGAGACGAUGAGGAGACUGAUGAGCUCAUCCAAGUGGCCCCAAACCAAAACAGGCACAGGGAUCCUGUCUCCGCUGCCUGAGGAAAACCCUCACUGGUGGAAUGCCAACAUGGUGUUCAUCCCGUACUGCUCCAGCGAUGUGUGGAGCGGCGCUACAGCCAAAACAGAUCAGAAUGGAUAUGCCUUCAUGGGCUCACUGAUCAUUCAGGAGGUUGUGAAGGACCUGCUGAACAAAGGUCUGGACAACGCAAAAGUUCUCCUACUAGCAGGAAGCAGUGCGGGUGGUACCGGGGUCCUUCUGAACGUGGAUAAUGUGGCAGAGCUGCUGGAGGGGCUGGGACACACGGGGAUACAAGUGCGAGGCCCUGAUUCCGGCUGGUUCUUGGACAACAAACAGUACCACUGCACGGACUGCGUGGACGCUGUGAGCUGUGCCCCCACUGAGACCAUCAAGAGAGGCAUAAAGUAUUGGGGAGGAGUGGUACCAGAGAGGUGCAGGCAAACCCAUGAAGGAGAGGAGUGGAACUGUUUCUUUGGAUAUAGAGUCUUCCCAUCAAUAAAAAGCCCUGUGUUUGUCGUCCAGUGGCUGUUUGAUGAGGCCCAGUUGACAGUGGACAACAUCCAGCUGACAGGCCAGCCGGUGCAGGAAGGCCAGUGGCGCUACAUCCAAAACUUGGGCAUUGAGCUGAGGAACACACUGAAAGAUGUCCCGGCUAUGUUUGCUCCAGCAUGUCUAUCACAUGAGGUUAUCACCAGAAAUUACUGGCUUGACAUUCAGGUUAAAGGCACCUCCUUGCCCCGAGCCCUGCACUGCUGGGAUCGCAGCCUCAACGACAACAGGAACAACAAGGCUCCACCCAAAGGCUGCCCCGUACAUCUGAUUGACAGCUGCCCCUGGCCACACUGCAACCCCACCUGCCCCACCAUCCGAGACCAGUUCACCGGACAGGAGAUGAACGUCAUUCAGUUCCUCAUGCACAUGGGCUUCGACGUGCAGAAGAUGGCCCAGCAGCAAGGCAUGGACCCCAGCAAGCUACUGGGCAUGCUCAGCAGUGGCAGCUAA
Anoplopoma fimbria (sablefish) is the source of this 1365-nucleotide messenger RNA. RefSeq names its product notum, palmitoleoyl-protein carboxylesterase a (gene notum1a). Lineage: Eukaryota; Metazoa; Chordata; Actinopteri; Perciformes; Anoplopomatidae. Gene Ontology annotation, molecular function: hydrolase activity. The record is from RefSeq and is a predicted model, not a curated record.